AACGUGCCGGCGGCGAUGGCGGGAUCCCUCCGCCUCGACGCGUCGCCGGUCUCCUCCCGCUCCGCGUCGCGGCUGCUGGACCUCCCCAAGACGCCGUCGCCGUCCAAGGUCACCUACAGCGACAGGUUCAUCCCCUGCCGCUCCUCCUCCCGCCUCCACAACUUCGCGCUCCUCGACCGCCCCUCCCCCAACUCCAAGAACUCCCCCGCCGCGCCCGACACCCCCUACACCCGCCUCCUCCGCGCCGAGCUCUUCCCGGACUCCUCCCCCAGCGCCGACUCCCCCAACACCAACCUCUUCCGCUACAAGACCGACCACUCCGCGCCCUCCUCCCCCUUCGCCAACGCCCACAAGAACGACUGCGGCGGCGUCGGAUCCGGGGCCUCCACCCCCAAGAAGGCGCCCAGGAAGGUCCCCAAGACGCCACACAAGGUGCUGGACGCGCCGUCUCUGCAGGACGACUUCUACCUCAACCUCGUCGACUGGUCGUCGCAGAACAUGCUCGCCGUAGGCCUCGGCACCUGCGUCUACCUCUGGUCGGCCUCUAGCAGCAAGGUGACCAAGCUAUGCGAUCUGGGGCCCAGGGACAGCGUCUGCGCCGUGCACUGGACGCGCGAGGGCUCCUACCUUGCCAUUGGCACCAGCCUUGGAGAUGUCCAGAUCUGGGAUAGCUCUCGCUGUAAACGAAUAAGGAACAUGGGAGGCCACCAAACACGGGCUGGGGUACUAGCAUGGAACUCUACCAUCUUGUCGUCCGGUGGCAGGGACAAGAACAUACUGCAGCACGACAUCCGUGUCCCCAGUGACUACAUCAGCAAAUUUUCUGGCCACAGAUCAGAGGUCUGUGGGCUGAAAUGGUCGCAUGACGACCGUGAGCUUGCGUCUGGUGGAAACGACAACCAGCUUCUAGUAUGGAACCAGCGGUCGCAACAGCCGGUGUUGAGACUGACAAAACAUACUGCUGCGGUUAAAGCAAUAGCCUGGUCACCGCACCAGCACAGCCUCGUGGCCUCAGGAGGUGGCACGGCUGAUAGAUGUAUCAGGUUCUGGAACACGGCGAACGGAAACAUGCUCAACUCUAUCGACACAGGCAGCCAGGUUUGCAAUCUUGCCUGGUGUAAGAAUGUGAAUGAGCUUGUGAGCACCCAUGGGUAUUCCCAGAACCAAAUAAUGGUUUGGAAGUACCCAUCGAUGUCAAAGGUGGCUACUCUAACUGGACACACGCUGCGUGUGCUUUACCUUGCAACGUCACCUGAUGGGCAGACAAUAGUAACAGGAGCAGGUGACGAAACCCUCAGGUUCUGGAACAUCUUCCCUUCAAUGAAGACACAGGCUCCUGCUCGCGAUGCCGGGCUCUUUUCAUUUUCGAGAAGCCACAUCCGAUGAAUCAUCGGAGGACCGAAGGAGGAGGAGAUAGAUGUGUCUGUGCGAAAACAUAGUUUGGUUUGCCUGUGCAGUUGCUGAGUACCUAAUUUAUACCAUACAAUUGCCCUUUAACUUGAGCCAUUCUUUGUAGUA
Messenger RNA from Lolium rigidum, 1518 nucleotides. RefSeq names its product protein FIZZY-RELATED 3-like. Gene Ontology annotation, biological process: positive regulation of ubiquitin protein ligase activity; anaphase-promoting complex-dependent catabolic process; positive regulation of anaphase-promoting complex-dependent catabolic process. Gene Ontology annotation, cellular component: anaphase-promoting complex. The record is from RefSeq and is a predicted model, not a curated record. The transcript has 9 exons. Gene Ontology annotation, molecular function: anaphase-promoting complex binding; protein binding; ubiquitin ligase activator activity. NCBI's taxonomy places the organism in Eukaryota, Viridiplantae, Streptophyta, Magnoliopsida, Poales, Poaceae. The coding region runs from base 16 to 1386 and encodes 456 amino acids.